Molecule: messenger RNA, 7743 nt
Organism: Dermacentor andersoni
Lineage: Eukaryota; Metazoa; Arthropoda; Arachnida; Ixodida; Ixodidae
Source: RefSeq, a predicted model, not a curated record
AUGGCGUGCCUAAUCGUCACGCUCGUCAACAUGAAGACUUGGAACUCCGCCGACAGGAAGGAGAAGCUCGACUCCAAGGAUCCGACGGCGUACGACACCGGCGCGGCUGCGGCCGGCUCUGGUGGCGGCGCCAUGUUGUGGGACCGCACGCUGAGCGAGCUCAAGCUCGAAUACAUGGACCUAGACGAAUUCCUGAGCGAGAACGGCGUGGCCGGCAAGGGCAACGCCGCGCUGUCACCGCGCCACAACCCAUUCCGGCAUUCGGCGGGCUCUCUGGUGGACCCAAAUCGUCUCGCCCAGGAUCCCGGAGGCCUGCAACAGCAGCCCGACGAGCCGGCCCUUGCGGGACCACCGCCACUACCCAAUGGAGAGCCUCCAGGGUGCCCGCAGCAGAGGCUGGCCCACAACGCCUGUAAGUGCACUUCUUGCGCAGUUUUUCGUGCACUGCUGUCCUUGUUCUGCUCAUCCCCCUUUUUAAAGGUUCCGUCGCUUGCGAUUCAUUCGGUUUCCAUGUAUUGGCUGCCACUGUCAUUACGGGCCGCAAUGCUAGCUGUCCUUUGGCCUUUCCUCGUCAUCGUCGUGACCAUUCUUUUUCCCGGCCUCGACGCAGCGGAAGGCGCCUGCUACUCCAUGCAGUCGCUGGCCGAGCACUUCCGAGGCGACGAGGCGACCGCCAGGAGGCCCGCUCGCGACACCAUGGCGACUGGGCGGCGGUCGGGCUCGCCCACCGCCACCGUGGUGCCGAUCGACUGCGCCUUCACCAAGACCGACCUGGCGCUGGCCAACCUGCCUGGCCACGACGAUUUCGACCCGAGCCACCACCCGUUCUCCGAGGACGAGCUCAAGCCUCAGCCAAUCGUCAAGAAGUCACGCAAGCAGUUCGUACCCAAUGAGCUGAAGGACGACAAGUACUGGGCGCGUCGCCAGAAGAACAACAUCGCGGCCAAGCGGUCUCGCGAGGUUCGCCGCGUCAAGGAGAACCAGAUCGUGCUGAGGGCCUCGUACCUCGAGAAGGAGAACAUCGCGCUGCGCGAGGAGGUGCACAAGCUGCAGCAGGAGAACGACAUGCUCAGGAAGCGCCUGCACGAGUACGAGCCCUGACUUCCGGCGCUGCCGGCCGCUCGGAGCCAACAGACGCUGCCGUGGGCUCAGCGCGGCGACGUCACCGCGGCUGCAUGGGUCCAUUGGCAGCAGCAGCCUGCAGCGCUGCUGCCUGCCUACGGAUCUCGGCUGUCACCCGUGGCACUUUCGGGGGGCCGAUGCGCCCCCGGCUGCGCCUGAAGUGAUCGCGCUUCGCCCUGCAGACCACGGAAGCUAAUUGCAGUGCGUUUAUCUAAUGAACAGCAGCGCGUGCGUUCGAGCUUUACAUGUCGAACCGAAUGUUCCCAGAGCACGCACAGCGGAAUGCCAGCGCUGCCUCAAAACUUGCAUUGAACAAAUGAAAGGUACUUACAGGCAACCCAGUCGGUUUAUAGCCGCGUUUUACAACCGCGUAUCAAUCGUCGAGGUGACAUUGCCGUGCUCACGUUGUUGCAGCGUAGGUGUUCAACGUGCUCCAUUCAUGUCGUUUGCACCGUAGUUUCUGUAACGGACGACUACAUGAAAGGAAAGGUACACGCGAAUUAUUUAACAAACGCUUCGGGCGUCACAGGUGAAGCGCCCCCAACAGGUGCACGGUAGAGUCUUCUGUGGCGGCAACGACGGCGAAAUGUAAGUAGGCAGAUAGCAAUCUUGAGGAAAUUAUUUGUGGGUGCUGCAUGCAACCGUCUCCGCUCUCCACCUCGUCCCUAAUUUUGCUUAUGCCUUUAUACUGAUACUGUGAGUAAGCGUACAUAAACCCAACCUAGUCUCGCUUGUGGCGCGCGAAAAAAUCUUCCACGAGUAGUUUCUACCGACGCCUUCCCGCAUUCUGGCUUCCUCCCUUUUUGCAUUAUUGGAUCAGUAUUAAACAUCCUGGGGUUUUAGGUACGAAAACCAUGACGUGAUUAAGAGGCACACCGUAGUGGGGGGAUACCGAUUCAUUUUGACCACCUGAGGUUCUUUAACGUGCACCUAAGCGUUUUUGCAUUUCGUGCCCAUCCCAAUGUGGCCGCCGCGGCCCGGAUCGAACUCGCGACCUCGAGCUUAGCAGCGAAACGCCGUAGCUAUACCAAGCUACCUUGGCGGGUUGACCGACAUUUGUUCCGAAGUUCUCCCAGCGGUAAUGACCAUGACAGUAACAGUCUUCGGACACGAUAUGCCUCAGAGGUUUACAAAAACACUUGUGUAAGUACACCUAGCUUUCAAUGGACGUUGAAAAACCUAAGGUGCUCAAAAUUGAUCCGAAGGCUUUUACCAUACGGCGUCUCCCGUAGCCUCUGUGUUCCAUGGAACGUCAAAGCCAGUCAGUCAAACAACGCCGCGAUAUCUACCGCAGUAUACCACAGUAUAUAAUUUCUAAGUUUUAAAGGAUUUUUUUUAAUCGCCUCUGGCAGAUAGCUUAAUUCUAGUCCUUGAGCUUGGUUAUUCAAAGAGGCGAACAUUACUUGCAUGAGAAAUCGUAUACAUGAGCAAUUAUAGACAAAAUAUCACUAAUUAGCUUCUUAAUUACUUUACGGCACAUAUUGCAUUUUACGCAUUAUAGCCGCUGAGCUCGCACGGCAUAUCCACUUACAGGACGUUUUGAGGAUGGCAAGGGUUUCGAGAUAUGCGCCAUCAAACUAGCGGUGAGAAUGCACAGUUGUUGCACACAUUUUUUCAAGAAAACACUCUUCUAUGUAUCGAUGCACAAAAGUAACUUAAACGCUCAUGCAUUUCAUUUCACACGUUGGCAACGAAUAUCUCGAAACUCGCGUCAUCCUGAAAAUUAAUUGCAAGCGAAUAUGUCUUGCAAACUCUACGGCAACAAUUCGUAAAUUGCAAUAUGUGCCGCAACGUUAUUAAUUAGAUGUUCAUUAGUGCACCGAAUAUGUGCUUCGAUUUCUCGUGGAAGUAAUGUCCGCCUCUUUGAAUAAUCCAGCUCAAGGACUAGCUUUAUGCUAUUUGCCACAGGCGAUAUUUUUAAAAUUCUGUAAAGUUUAAACAAGAUCACCUCGUAUAGCAGAAUUGUUCCUAUGCUUGCGCGUUCAGCCCAUCCUGAAAGUCAUGUAACCGCACUAUAACAAUAAUCACGCGUGCUACGUAACCCACAAAUCUGAUAAUCUCGUACCGUCUCACAUAAAUUUGCAUAUGGUGUUACAUGAUCACACGAGAUUAUUGAAUUCUUAGGCAAAGAGAACACAGGAAGGCAAGAAAAAAACGGUGUCAGGCAGCUUGAACCAAAUGAAGGUGCAGUGGUUUAUUGAAUUACGACCUUCGCGGUGUUUUAGGACAGGCGCAGAAAAAAAAAGAAAUGACUUACUGAUAGCGGUUUAUGACGGAACAAUGUAUAUAUACUCAAAGGAAUCACCGUAGUUCUGUCUCCGCUGUAUAUAUGUACUACAACGUUGGAACUUGAAACUGCAACAACACAAUCACGCUUCGCUUCAUCUUCGUUACAACGAUGUUUUAUUGUAGAUUAGCAGUGGGUGUUACCAUCUGCAGCGUUUCUCUCUUUCUCCCAUCACCGUCAUCGGUAAAUAUGUACGGGAGCCACAACCAUCAACACUGAAAUAGUGCCAACGUAAGAUCUGCGCCAACACGCGUUUUCUUCGACCAAGACAACCGGCGAACACCUCAUUCCCAUCUAACGCAAUCCAAUGCGGUAUCGCACACAAUCAUGAUAUGUAGUACGUGGAAUUUGACGUGUGCAGUACUGUUACGUAGAGAAAUGCUGUGCCAAAGCGUCGAUGUGAUUUAUAUAGAGCGAGAAACUUGGCGGUAUAAAGAAAAAAAUACAUUAAUAGAAAAGGACGACGCGGCAAGGGAGGAGGAGGAGGAGGGGGAUUUUCUUUUGCGGACAAUGUAUCACUUAAAACAGACAUAGGGGCCAGUUGCACGAAAAAUCUUAUACCUGUGCAAAUCAACCCGUUAUUAAAGAGCUCCGCGCAAGGGACGUAAUUAGGCACAAAGUAAGCUAUAUCCCAAGGGACAACGCAGCUACUCAUUCUCGAAACUUUCUUCUUCUUUUCUUUUCUUUUUUUUUUUUUUUGCUUUAGUGACUUGCCAACGUUCGGCAACUUAUUGUUACGUGUGCAGAGCAUUUUAGCAGUGAAUUAAUUUAUACACGAAAUAAUGGCUUCGUGCACUAAGCGGCUCCCUAACCAUUUAGCAGCAGAAUGGAAUCAUCCGGCGAUUCCCAGGUAGUCAACCCUCCCUCCCCCCUUCACCUUCACCUACCUACCCGAUAUUGAUCAAGCCAAAAGCUGCUUAAAGGGCCACUCGACAACAUUAAAGCAGUUUAAAAUGGCAAAUUUUCCUGUCGAGGCUAAAUCGUCAUUCUUUUGGCGGAAAAAUUUUGAUUAUCCAUGCAGGAAACGAAAGCCAACUAUAGCCUCUUUUUUUUUCUGUUUCUGCGUCAGUUUCUGCGUGAGUUCGUCAUGACGUCAGUAACGUGUCACGGAUUUCAAAGUGUUUUCUCGCAUACGGCAAGUUUUAGUGGAGGAAAGGUUCUCGAAACUUUUUGGGUGGAGCCUGGUUCCUCUAGAAUGCAAACUAAUCCUUGUUAAUCGAUAGUCUCGAGUUCGAGCUGUUAAAAUAUGUGAAGUCAUGACGAGCUGGUUUGGGAACUUCCGGGUGAAUUCUCCACCUCCGUCCUUCAAAUGCAAGCUUUCUUGUUUAUCAAGCCACCUCUCGUGGCAAAAGAGACCGCUCAUAUGUGCUGCAGAAACUCAACACUCUGCCGUCCUGCUGGCUUAGCGCGGCACCAAAGAUUGUCUUUCAUUUUUAAAAGAAGGGCAGUAGAUAAAAAUAUGUACUACGGUCUCGUCGCAAUCACAAUAUACUCUUAGCCACAAGUGACAAAGCUGCGUCGCAUCGAUGUAGGCGGUAUUCGAAGGCGCAGUGAAAGGUCAGUGGAGUGCGGUCGUGAGUUCGCACGUUCCGCUGAAUUUCGACGUCCCAAUGUAUUGCGACGAACAAGUAGGCGAAAUUUCCGCCCUGCAUCAGGCCUUGACAACGGCACCUGCUCGGCUUGGUGGCUUCAGCGCACGCUGCUUCGUCGGCACUAUCGUUGCCGAUUAUGUCGCACUGGCCUGAUAGCCAAUGAAAUUUGAAUCUGUGUCCAUUAUCAACAGCGCGGUGGUAAGAUUAUCUGAUUUGGGAUAAAAUAACCAACAUUUUUCCAAAAAAUAAAUGGAAGUGGUGUCUCGCAAAAACGCUUCACCAACCUGAACUCGCUUAGUGUUUUGAGUUAGUUGUCCUUUUUAUGUUGAAUUCACGCGUUGGAACGAGCACCGAUUCAUUCCGCGGGUUCAGUCACGUCAAACCCUGUCAGCAGAAUGAAUCAGCAUUUCCUGCAAAAGAAUCGAGAGCUCGGCAAGUUGUAUCAUGAACAGCUUUUCCUGCUCGUCGUGUGAAUCUACCUUAGGCUUUGGUGAUGAGGGUAGAACCGGCGCGUUCAGCACUUGACGUGGUCAAUGAACAAAUGAGGGUUGGGAAGCUUUUAGCCCUCCUUGGCACGAGCACAAAUGUAGCGUGAUCGGCCUGGGGGGAACGUUGAAAUACAUAAGUAUUUGUACCCUCAGUGUUACAUGUUCUCUACGGAGAAGUCCUGCACAAUUUCGAUAGGUGCAAUAUGCCACUCCUCAUGCAGUACUAUUGCGGGGUUCUGUAAAGCGUAACAUCCAACUACUACUAGGCCCCAUUAAUGCCUUAGCAAGCAUCUACAGUGCACCAUAUUGCCUAACUGAAGGUGAACAAUCUUGGUAACGUUGAGUGCAAGCCAGGGCUAUUGACCGUUACCGUGGCAAGCGCACGCGCCGCUGACCAGUUUGCCCUCUCAUACCAAGUAAUCCAGUGCUUUUAGCUACCACCAUGUAUCCACGCGGAGCGCUCCGUACGUGCUGUUGGUGAUAUCACGAUCCCUCUGUUGUCAUCACGUUGAUGACAUCACGAUCUGUCCAUAAAAUGAAUCAGGCGAUUCCGUACACAGGGUGAUAAUUCUUAAAUGUUACGGAAUUUUUGAAAAUCGCCUGUUGCAUAUGACAUAAUUUCACUCCAUGAGAUGGAUGGAGAAUUCAUAGAGACUGGUAUUACUUGCAUUAGAAAUAACAACACGUAUUCAACUAAUUAACAGAAGUUCACUAAUUAAUUUCGUCAGUAAUUACUUUAUGCCACAUAUGCAAUUUACGUAUUGUAGCCGGCUAGAUUGCAAGGCGCAUCUACUUGGAAUGAAUUUCCAGAAUGAUACCAAUUUGGAGAUAUGCGCCAUCAAACUCGCCUUAAAAUUACACUGUUGUUCCAGUUACUUAUUUAACAAAAUGCUCUUUUUUGCACUGAAGCAAAAAAGUAACUGGAAUGCCCGUGUGUAUCGUUCCACACUUUGGGAAAUAAUACCUCGACACUGACGCAAUCCUGGAAAUUCAUUUCAAGUAAGUACGUCUUGCAAGCUCAUCGGCUACAAUUCAUAAAGUGCAGUGUGUGCCGUAACGUAAUUAAGAAGUUACUUACUGAAUUUUCGUUAAUUAGUUGACUCUGUGUUCAGGUUUCUUGUGCUAGUAAUGUCCGCCUCUUUGAAUAAUACAGCCCAAGGACUAGAAUUAUGCUAUUUGCCACAGGCGAUAUUGAUUUCCAUAAAACUUGAAAAUUAUCCCCCCGUAUAGUGUGAAUAAAGCCUAGCGCCAGCGUCGUUUAUGCGUAGGUUUGUUGCAAUUGAAUGCUGGUCUCACAUUAUCAAGUCAACAUUAUUCCACACAUGAAGACGCAUUGUACCAGUGUACCAUGUGGACUUGUGAAUACUUGUGCAAAAGUGAAAAAGGCAUUACGCGAGGUGUAGCGCCAUCUGGGCACACAAUACGUCGGAUUGUCCAGACUUUCUUUUCUUGCGAGGCCAGGGGAUACAAUGAAACAUUAUCUGCAGUAUGCUGCACCUCACGUAAUGCAAUAUCAACCAGCCCAACAGCCUGUUCUCUCGCAGUAUGGGCUGAGGUGCAAGAAAGGCAAACGCACCUCCAUUCUUCCUCGAGACAGUCUUAUCUGCCCACCUAAUUUCUUGCCAGCCAAAGAAAAAUAAAUGGAUCAUCACGCGUGAAGUGACCCAGGGUGGUGUUCUCACCUUCGGGCAAACUUACGCCUUCGCGAGAUUUCGCGUGACCGUAGCACCGUACAAGGCGGCGUCAACGGACAAGGGCUUUUUUCCUGGCACAGUGAUAAGACAGUGUGCUUGGCACUCUGCGAGGAAUCCUGCCACCCGUAGACGCCCAUGCGUUCCGUGCUAUUCGCGGGAAAUCUCGCGAAAGUGAAAGUAUCCCUGAAUGUGGUCGUUCAGUAGUACGGCCCCAGUUCUUACAGAAACAUCGUAGUUGUGCCGAACGCACAGAAAACGUCGCCUACCUCAUGAGCACCGCAGCUGAAGUGCAUGGACGCCUUCCCCCUUGCCGUUAUCAAGAAGUUUACCGGCUCCCCCAGAUUACUUGUUAUGCUGUCUAAGUGCGUGUCAAUUCGGUGUCUUGUAAAUUGAAGCGAAACUUACUGUGCCUAUCGUGUAUAGUACGUGCACCGGUAAGGGUAUGUGUUCUUAUAAAAAGGUAUUACAUACCGGAAUGCCUCCUUUGUCAUAUGAUGCAACUGUGUUACCGCGGACGCUUGUUUGCUGUCCGGAUUCGCCGAUUGUUCUAUUAAACUGUA